This is a messenger RNA of Salvia hispanica, 2022 nucleotides long. RefSeq lists its product as uncharacterized. NCBI's taxonomy places the organism in Eukaryota, Viridiplantae, Streptophyta, Magnoliopsida, Lamiales, Lamiaceae. Gene Ontology annotation, molecular function: protein binding. The record is from RefSeq and is a predicted model, not a curated record.
AUUUUCGUAUAUUAGCUUUCUCCUCUUCUAUAAAUCCAACAUCAUUAUUUUCUCUCACUACAGUCGGCCAUGAAAAUUCCUUGAACUUGCCAAUCUAGGCUACUCACUCGCCAUGGUCUCCGUAGAUGAUUCACAGUCUAAUCCAAACAUCAAUGCCCGUAUCAACUACAACCAAGCUCGUCCCUACUACUACUACACUCCGCCGCCCUCAUCCGCUACAGUUACCCGCUCUAUGGGCCGCUCCAUGCGCACAAUCCGCUCCACCAUCUUCGACACUGACCACUCCCUUCCGCUCUUCGACAAAUCGCCCAACCUAUCCGAGAAUCUCACCGACUCCGUUAUCGACCUACGCCUCGGCGAGCUCGCCACUAAAUCAUCUACCGAUUCUAAGACCCACUCCGACGAUACGCUCGACAUCUCACGCGCCUUCACCGAUUUCUCCGCCUGCUCCAGCGACAUCUCCGGCGAGCUUCAGCGCCUCGCAACUCUCCCGGAUCCCACUCUCAGUCAAGCCUCGGCCGCUGACCACAACCAGGAGCCUUGUUCCGGUUUCCUACAGAGAGAAACGUUUUCUACGGAGAUAAUCGAGAGCAUCUCGCCGGAAGACCUCCAACCGACCGUCAAGCUCUGCGUCUACGGCUUGCAGUCUUCUUCAAUUGCAGUCAAGAGGUCGGCGGCGGCUAAAUUGCGGUUACUGGCCAAAAAUCGGGCCGAUAAUCGGGCUUUGAUUGGGGAAUCGGGCGCGGUGCCCGCUCUGAUUCCGCUUCUCAAUUGCUCGGAUCCUACGACGCAGGAGCACGCGGUGACGGCGCUGCUCAAUCUGUCCCUCCACGACGGCAACAAGAGCGUGUUAAUCAGAGCCGGCGCAGUCAAAUCCCUAAUUUAUGUGCUGAAAACGGGUACCGAGGCGUCGAAGCAGAACGCUGCCUGCGCGCUGCUGAGUUUGGCUCUGGUCGACGAGUACAAGUUGUCGAUUGGGGCUUGCGGCGCGAUUCCGCCGCUGGUUGCGUUGCUGAUAAACGGCUCGGUCAGAGGGAAAAAGGAUGCGCUCACGACGCUUUACAAGCUGUGCUCCGUCUCGUUGAAUAAGGAGAGAGCGGUGAGCGCUGGUGUCGUCAGGCCGCUGGUGGGGCUGGUGGUUGAACAGGGGAGUGGAUUGUCCGAGAAGGCGAUGGUGGUUUUGAGCAGCCUGGCGGCGAUUGAGAUAGGGCAAGAGGCGAUCAUUGAGGAAGGCGGGAUUGCGGCUUUGGUGGAGGCGAUUGAGGAUGGGAGCAGCAAAGGGAAGGAGUUCGCAGUGCUGACUCUUCUCCAGCUUUGCGCCGAGAGUGUUAGGAACAGGGGAUUUCUCGUCAGAGAAGGGGGCAUUCCGCCGUUGGUGGCGCUGUCACAGAAUGGGACGGCUAAAGCUAAGCAUAAGGCUGAAAGGCUUCUUGGUUACUUAAGAGAGCCAAGACAAGAAGCUUCUUCCUCAAGUCCAUAAAAGGGUGGGAGAGGUAUAAUAAAUGGCUUAUUAUUAUACUAUGCUUUUGUGAUGGCUUGCUGUUGGCUGUAUAUAGCAAGUGUUUUCUUGGACUUGUACAUAGAGUGGUUGAGUAAUUUAAACAAAAUACCAAGAAAAAACAAAUUAAGAAGCUACUAGUUAGUGAUAAGAAGCUGACCUUAGUAGUUGUAUUUUAUGUUUGGUUGACUGGUUCUCUUCUGGGGAGGUCUUCACCCUGAUCGGGUGAUCCAUCCCUUUUUCUGAUAGCUCCAUUUAAGUAUUUUUUUUUCCUUUCUUGAGAGUCCGGGUCCUCAUCCUUGGUUUUGUUGGAUGAGGCCCAAAGGUAGUCUGAUUCGGAUUUCAGACUAGGCAUAAGUUUUAGUAUGUGCUCAGGCUUACUUUGUUGUAAUAUCGAUGUUGUAUUUAUGUUUUACGUUCAUGUAUCGGUGUGCAGGGGCGAGGAGGGGCUCCCUGCAAGCCCAUUAGUUUGUAUUGAUGUGAAUAAUAUCUCUUAUAUCUUGAGUACUAGACUCUUUUAUUUA